ACAUAAAUCCAAUAUGAAAAACUCCCUGAAUAACACCUCUCAGCCUAAUUAUCUCAUACAUUCGAUAUUUAGAAAAUAAAGUUAACGCCUCACACCAUGGCUGCAACUUACUUCAAAUUCACAUGAAAGUUGAACGGAAGGUGGGAUUUUUGUGAGAAGUAAUAAUGCAAUCAAUCCCAAGUACAGGAAAAAUUUACAAACUCAAAACAAUCUUGGCAAAGACAUCUUUUUCAAUUUCUCGCGACACACUAAAACAAAUACCAACAAACAAUAACAAUCCAAUCGACUAUGCCGCCCUUUUGCAGGCCUGCAAUGAUCUCAUUACACUCCGCCAGCUCCAUGCCAAAAUACUUAUAGCUGGUCUUGAACAUGAUUACUUUCUUGGUACCAAACUCCUUAGUUUCUAUGGUCUUUAUGGUAGAGUGGACAAUGCACGCCAAGUCUUUGACAAAAUACCACACAGAGAUAUAUACUUGUGGAAUGUAAUUAUUAGGGCUUGUGCUAAGAAUGGGCUCUGUAGAGAGAGCCUUGAACUUUAUCACCAAAUGCAGGAACACGGCGUAAGGCCAAAUGAAUUUACUUUUCCCUCUGUGGUCAAGGCUUGUGCGGAACUAUUGGCUCUCGAAGAAGGUAAAGGAUGUUCCAGUCUGUUGGCUCUCAAAGAAGGUAAGGGGAUUCAUGAUCAAAUUGUUAGAUUUGGGCUCUGUUCAAAUAUAUUUAUAGGUGCUGCUCUCAUAGAUAUGUACGUUAAACUGGGAAGUCUAGAAGAUGCACGCCACGUGUUUGACAAAAUACCCCACAAAGAUGUAGUUUCGUGGACUGCGUUGAUUGCUGGGUAUGCACAAAAUGGAGGAGAUGCUACAGAGGCGUUAGUUUUGUUUCAUCAAAUGCAACAGGAUGGUGUAGUUUCAGAUCCUAUUGCCGCGAUGAGCGCUCUCCACGCUUGUAGCCGGUUGGGUAACUUGGAACAAGGUAAGAUGGUUCAUGGGUAUGUUAAUAGAAGAGAAAUUGAGCCAGAUGCUGUUGUGGGUACUGCACUUGUAGACAUGUAUGCGAAAUGUGGGGUUGUUGAUAUUGCACGCAAAGUGUUUGACAAAAUGUGUAUGAGAAAUGUGGUGUCUUGGAAUGCAAUGAUUUCAGGAUAUGCACAGAAUGGGUAUGGCACUGAGGCGUUGGAAAUGUUUGAUCAGAUGAAGAUGACAGAGGUGGAACCCAAUUCGAGUACCAUGGUGAGUGUGCUAUUGGCUUGUGCUCAUUUAGGAGCUUUGCAACAAGGCAAGCAAUUUCAUGAUUAUAUAAUUAGGAGUGGAUUUGAUUCGAGUGUUCUAGUAGGAACGUCACUGGUUGACAUGUAUUGUAAAUGUGGAAGGGUAGAUAUAGCAAGACAAGUUUUUGAUAAAAUGCCCGAAAGAAAUGUGAUUUCAUGGAGUGCGAUGAUUGCAGGAUAUGGUAUGCAUGGACUCGGGGAGGAUGCUGUUGCUCUCUUUUCUCAAAUGCAACAGACUGACCUGAAGCCAGAUCAUGUCACCUUUGUUUCUCUGCUGUCGGCAUGUAGUCAUGCGGGCCUGGUAAAGGAGGGUUGGCAAUUUUUUGAGUGCAUGAGACGAGACUAUUGCAUACUGCCAGUAGAGAAACACUAUGCAUGCAUGGUGGACCUCCUUGGACGAGCAGGGUGUUUAGAUGAAGCGAAGGAACUUAUCAGAGAGAUGCCUCUCAAACCUAAUGCUGGUGUGUGGGGAGCAUUGCUUGGAGCGUGUAGAAUCCAUGGCGAUAUCAAACUGGGUGAACUUGCAGCAGAACAUCUUUUUGAGUUGGAGCCUCAAAAUUCAGGUGUUUUUAUACUACUGUCAAACAUCUAUGCAGCUGCUGGCAAGUGGGAUGCUGCAGCAAAGGUGAGGAAAAUGAUGAAAGAGAGACGAGUGAAAAAGACACCAGGAUGCAGCUUGAUUGAGAUGAAUCAUAAAGUUCAUGCAUUCUGUACGGGAGAUAGAUCACACCCGCAAUCAGAACAAAUCUAUGCAAUGCUGGAGACUUUGAGUCGUCAGAUGGAGGAAGCAGGGUAUGCACCGGAUACAAAUUUUGUACUACAUGAUUUAGAAGAGGAAGUGAAGGAACGUAUGCUCUACAGUCAUAGUGAGAAGCUGGCCAUUGCUUUUGGGAUUAUUAAUACCAGUCCUGGAACCCCUAUCCACAUCAUAAAGAAUUUACGUGUGUGUGGUGAUUGUCACAUUGCAUCUAAGUUCAUUUCCAAGAUUGUUAAGCGUGAAAUAAUUGUUCGGGACGUAAAUCGUUUCCAUCACUUCAAGGAUGGUUUGUGCUCAUGUAGGGAUUACUGGUAAGGGAUGGCAUUGAAGAGUUACAAGAGAUAUGAACUUGCAUAUCCACGAAGUAAUGCUUAUAACAUGCUAAGGCUGUGUACACCUGGCAAUCUGUGUGUCCCUAUUGUUGUGCUUGAAGAUCCAAGGAAAUUAAGACCAAGUGCGAUUAGAAAAAUUUGAAAGCCCACACGAACUGGCCUACACCGAGCAAUUUAUUGUCUAAUAUGGUAAUGGAAGUUGUAAAGCAUACAAGCAACUAUAUUUCAUAGCUCCUAUAAGGGGUUUUAAGAAGGAUGUUAUGGCAGUUGUAAACUUCUUGGGACACCAUAUUUGAUUGAUGGAAAUAUACAAGGGACUUUCCUUUCUAGUAGACUUUGUCUCUCCGUGGGACUCUGAGGAAAUUUAGGACUAAAGGUGUAAUACACUUUUGAGUUCUAUCCAAAUGUAUCGUUCUCAAUGAACUAUUUUUCAUAGAUUUGGAAUUUAGUUGAUAGUAGUCCAGUGCUAAAGCCAUUAGUGAAGAUUUCAGCAAAGGAUUUCAGGUUCACCUAUACUUAAUGAAUAUUGAAUUUGUUCCUAUGAUUUCGUACAGGAGUUCAGGUUAACUUUGGAUCUCUCUUACUGGAUUUAUUAGUCACACCCUUUCUGGCUGGAAUAUUUUCAUUUUAGCCAAUUGUGACAGUUGUAAAGAGGUGCAGACUGAUCAGGAGGUGAGCUUUACAGGUGAAUUUUUAUGACUACCCAUGACUUUUACAGUGGGGUGGUUCUGCUGCCAACUUACUCUAAAGUUCUAAACAUCAUCUAUUUUCAGAAAUCGGCAUAGGCACUUGAUCCUUUAAAAAGUUCUGUGCCAAACACAAUAUGAUUAGUGGAUGGAUGAACUUGUAGUAAGUUCUCAUGCUUUCAUUUCCUCUAAUGGAUCUUCUUCAGGCUUUCAAACAUGGUGGAGAAAUGAAAGCAAGUUGUUGUUGAAAUAGCAGAGGUGUUAGACUAUUGAAGAGGCAAUUCCGGCACUGCCGAGCAAGAUACCAGAGAGUAAACUAUAGGAGACAAAUGUGUUUUACUUGGAUACAUACUGAUGUGCAUCACCUUGCAGAUGUGAUGAUUGGAAUGACUGGGAGAAUCAAUGAAAAGGUCCACCAUGUUAUUCAUCGUUCCCUGCUUGUGUGAGUCAGUUACAAUUGGGACUGCUUAUUUCUGUUCAUGUAUCAUAAUGUAUUGACGUAGUCUUUGUUUA
Messenger RNA from Cryptomeria japonica (Japanese cedar), 3555 nucleotides. RefSeq names its product pentatricopeptide repeat-containing protein At3g12770. Bases 165 to 2339 code for a protein of 724 amino acids. Gene Ontology annotation, molecular function: zinc ion binding; protein binding; RNA binding. The transcript is spliced from 2 exons. Gene Ontology annotation, biological process: RNA modification. The record is from RefSeq and is a predicted model, not a curated record. Lineage: Eukaryota; Viridiplantae; Streptophyta; Pinopsida; Cupressales; Cupressaceae.